AUGGGUAGACGUAGCACCCGCAGCAGCAGUAGCUUCCGUUACGGGGGAGGGUGUGGUUAUUCCGUAGAACCAGGUGCCGCCCAAAAGAAGUACCUCCAAAGUGUACACUCCAAACACGCAGAUGAGAAGCUACGGACUGAAGGAAAAUUUGACGAAAAGCAUUUUUUGGACGAUAAAAAACGAGUCAAUAACCACAGGAGCAAUAAAAUGGCGCUACGCCGAGGAAGCAGGGAUGACGAAAAAACGGAAAGCAGACCAAUCUUAUACCCUUCCAAACCGACGAAAGAAUAUGACAAUAAUUCACCCAAGAAAAAGUGGUCAGAGAAAGAAAUAGAGGAACUGAUAUUUAAAUAUAAGAAGAAUAACGGUUAUGAAUCUGUUCGGAAAAAAAACCAUUUCGAUAAAAGGCACACGCACCAGGGUAUGAGGACGAACUACGAUUCUCCAAAUUAUCGUGGUGAUGUAUUAUUUCGCUCGGAAAAUGACCCUAGAGGUGUGUAUUUCGAUAGAGGCGCAUCUGCUGGAACUAUGGAAGCCACUACCGCGGCCACCACCGCAGCCACUACCGCAGCAGAUGGAGACAAGGUGGAUGAUUAUGCUGGUCUGUCCCCUUCAAGUAGAAGAAGAUAUGAGGUGAGGGAUUCCCUCGCCAGAGGAUAUUACCACCGAGUAAGCGAACACACGGAUUACUGCAAAAGAGACAGCAUUAUCAGUGACAUAUCCUGCGGGAGUGAAUUUUUGCCGUCAACGUGCAAGGGGGACUACGAUAGGGAGGAGGGUGCCACACGAAGGGGGAGAGGCACUACAUGGAGGGACUCCCAUAGAUGCACCUCUCCCAAUUGCGAUGACAACCGGGGAGGCUAUUCCAAAUGUUACAAAAGACAGUUAAGUGGAAAUGUAGUCGGAGAUAGUCGCAGAAGGAGCAUGGAUCGUAUGAACAAGUCAGACAAAUCAACCCAUUUGGAAAAUAGAAACGGAGAGGAAAUUGACUUGACAGGAGAAUAUUCUGAUGAAAAAUCGAAGGAAAAAAAAAUGUGCCAUAAUUACUCAAAAGGUGAAAAAAAUUUAUAUGAAACUUUUCUCAAUUUAACGAACAAGUAUGAAAAAAUAAAAAACAAAAAAGGUGACAGUAAUAAGGAGGACUUCAAAUUAGGCGAAACGGAUAUCAGGUCGAGAAGGAAGUCCUGCAGCGGGGACCAGGUAAGGCAAAAUAAGCAAAUUAAAGAUCACCUACCAAGUGAUAAGACUUAUUCGAGCCAUUUUUACAAAAUUAGAGACACCAAUUUGGGUAAGAACAGUGCAUUAUUCGAUACAGACAGAAAAAAAAAAAAGUAUGCAGAUGUGGCCGAUAUAGAAAAUUACGUAAAAGGAUAUGACGUGAAGGGAAGCAGAUUUUCCAGGAGGGGUUCUAACCAUAAAGGAGAAAGAGUGUUCAAGGGUGUGUCCUCCUUUAAUGAUACUCGCAAGCACAGUUCAGAUGAUUCCUGUAGCUAUGAGGUUUGCCCCGUAAGGAAAGAACCCAAAGAAGGUAUAAAAGUUAGCAGUUUGGGUAAUCGUGAAGGGGGAAAAACGAUCCACUUGUUAAGGGGCAAUUCAGUCAAGCCAUUUAUCCCUCCCUACCGACAUGAAGAAGAAUUCUUCAGAGGAGGCGUCACAAAGAGGGGAAAAAACAGCCCUACAUAUGAACGUUCAGGUGAAAAGACAAAUCCUUUUAAUAUAGAUGACACAAAAAUAGCCACGAACCAUUUGAAAAAUACGCAACUAUAUAUGAGAGCCCGUUCGUAUGACUCCAAUGAUUGCUCCAUCGUAUAUGAUUAUGCAAACUACACCAAAAGGAGACCUACUGGUUACUGUGACAGUGGUGCCCAUUUAAACAGCUCACCAAGAAGUUAUUACCCCUCCGAUGUUAAGGACGCAUGUGCAAAAAGCAGAGACAGGUUUUCGUCCCUUCUCAGUAAAAUUCAAUCAAAAAAGAAUUACAAAAAUGAUGACCCGAAUUUCUCUCAUUUAAAAUCUACUACGUUGAGGGGUUCCUACCUGGAUGGGGAUUACGAGGCGUUCCCGCUUCAAUCGUACGCCACUAAAAAUAUGCACCUGGAGGAGUCGUAUAAGGGGGGCCAUUUUGCAUCCCCUCAGGGGAGACUACCAAGUAGGAGAAGCAGGAGAGUGGAAGAUGAUUCGCCCGUUUCAAUGUAUAAUAUGCACGAUGUGAUGGACGUUCAAAAUAUCAGUCAUCCUGUUGGAGAUUCUCCCGUUGAUAGUAGAGGAGGCCACCAUGGUCGGAGUUAUUGUCCCCCAAAUGGUUUCAGUGGACACACUAACGAUGAAUCGUACGGAGGGAAAUCGCACACCGGGGAAGUCCCCACAGAUGCACGGAAGGAAAGUUUGCGUAACUCCUGGACGGAAAAAAAACAGAUAAAGAAUAUGCUAAGUUACGUUUGUGGCGAAGGGGAAGAUUUACUAAAUAGCAUUCUGAAGUUGAAAAAAAUGAAAUCAUCCAGACAAGUUGGGGACGAUGCGGAUGCAGGGGGGUAUGACAUCCAUGGUCCGAAAAAACGCUACGAAAAGGAACGGAAUGCGAAUUACCACAGUUGGAAGUGCAACCCCGUUGGGAAGAGUAGUAAAGACAAUAUGGGCGAGACGGUUUCGUUUCAGUAUUUGAAGAACCGCGCCUACACGAGGCCCAUGCAUGUUCGGGACUUCGAUGUGGCUGAUGGGCAGGCUGCCAACUGCGCCAAUGGCGUGGAUGACGGUGACUGUUCCGAUUGGUAUGACCACGGGUAUAGUGGUGAGUACGGGGAAGAGCAUACAGACAAGGAGCAACGGAACAAAUGCCGCCAGGGCUCUCUCUACUGUCGUGACGUCUUAUUCCUCCUCUUUCUUUACCUUUUAAAAAUUAUAUACUAUUUAGUCAGAUACGUUGUGCAGCUUGCACUUCUACUCAUGGUGUACUUUUAUCACGCGAUACGCACGAAAUCUCUUGCAACGAUAUUCAUUUCAGUCGUCGUUGCGGUGCCUCUAUUUUUGUUAUUCCUGUCCGUGCUUAUAUUAUCCUACAGAAGCGUAAACAUGGAGUUUUUCGAUCGGGAUAUUUGA
Molecule: messenger RNA, 3096 nt
Organism: Plasmodium coatneyi
Lineage: Eukaryota; Apicomplexa; Aconoidasida; Haemosporida; Plasmodiidae
Exons: 1
Coding region: 1-3096 (1031 amino acids)
Source: RefSeq, a predicted model, not a curated record